This is a messenger RNA of Hemiscyllium ocellatum (epaulette shark), 1140 nucleotides long. RefSeq names its product cell division cycle 25 homolog d (gene cdc25d). Gene Ontology annotation, biological process: G2/M transition of mitotic cell cycle; protein dephosphorylation; positive regulation of G2/M transition of mitotic cell cycle. The transcript is spliced from 12 exons. Gene Ontology annotation, molecular function: protein tyrosine phosphatase activity. Gene Ontology annotation, cellular component: nucleus; cytoplasm. The record is from RefSeq and is a predicted model, not a curated record. NCBI's taxonomy places the organism in Eukaryota, Metazoa, Chordata, Chondrichthyes, Orectolobiformes, Hemiscylliidae. The coding region runs from base 1 to 1140 and encodes 379 amino acids.
AUGUCUUUCUCCCCGGAUUCUCCUUUCUUCCCGGAUCUCCACCUCUCUCCCGUUUCCAGUUUGUCCUUUAACCUCAACAGUCUCACCUGCCAGGAAAGUGACACCCCGAAGCGCAGACUCAAGCUUUCUCCCGAGAGUGGAAACCCGAGCCCAGAGGCCUUGCCCGUUGCCACGGAUACCAAAACUCCUACAGGUCCAUCCCCCAAUUCACCAUGUGGAUAUGACAAAAAUAGCGCGAAGAAAGGCCAGACUCCAUCAAGGCGCACAAAGUCUCAGCCGAUCAGGCUUCUGGACAAAAUGUGGAUGAAAGUGGAGGGCAAUUUGCAUCAACCAGACAAACAACAUGAAGAUGGGUGUGCGCGAUCAGGGAUCAAUUCCUCCCCUCUGACCCAGCUCCAUGGAAAACGCACUGAACAGGCUGAUGGGCAUCAAUCAUCAGCUCAGAAAAGGAGAAAACACAGUAACCAUGGAAACUGGGAAACAGAUCAAAGACAGCUUUAUAAUCUCCACUGGUUGUCCUGCCUCCAGGAAGUCGACGUUAAACAAAUCCCAGACUCAGAGGAGGGAGUCCUCAUUGGUGAUUUCUCUAAAGCCUGCAUCCUGCCAAUGGAAGAUGGGAAACAUCAGGAUCUGAAAUACAUUUCAGCUCACACUGUAGCUGCGCUGCUGCUUGGGGAAUAUGAACGUGUUAUCCAUGAAUACGUGAUAGUGGACUGUCGUUACCCAUACGAAUAUAACGGCGGGCACAUAAAGGGAGCCCUGAACCUGUACUCAGAGGAACAGCUCAUCAGCACAUUCUUUUCAGGCCGACUAUCACCUUGUCCCAGGAAGCGGUGUAGGGUGAUCAUUUUUCACUGUGAGUUCUCUUCAGAGCGAGGUCCAAAAUUUUGUCGGAGUCUCAGGAGAAUGGACCGGAAUGCAAAUGUGUAUCCAAACCUCUGCUUUCCGGAGCUUUACAUUUUAAAGAAUGGAUACAAGGAAUUCUUCCAGGAAUUUGCGACAUUUUGUGAACCUCGGGGAUACAUCCAAAUGCACCACAAGGAUUACAGAGAGGAACUUCACAUGAUCCGUAGGAAAGUGCGUUUGGUGGCUGGGCAGCGCAGGCCAAAGGGACUGUUCCAAAUGGCAAAUGGACAUUGA